Molecule: messenger RNA, 2349 nt
Organism: Fusarium venenatum
Lineage: Eukaryota; Fungi; Ascomycota; Sordariomycetes; Hypocreales; Nectriaceae
Source: RefSeq, a predicted model, not a curated record
AUGCGCGUUUCUUUAGGCCUCCUCUUGGCUUGCGCCUCGGGUGCAUUUGGCCAAUUCACGAGGUACUCAAACACAAGUACCUCUGCUGUUGAGACUUCGACCUCUCCGAUUGAACAGACUUCUUCUGCUGGAGAGUCUACUAUCACGGGUACCACUCUUACCGAAACGACCACCACUAGUCUUGAGACCACUACUUCUUCUUCCAUCCCAGACUCGAUUGAUCUUGAUCUUCGUUCCUUUACCCUGGGUCAAGGUUGUUCCUUCUAUCCGCCUCCUGAUGGCAAUGAGAUCCUCUUUCAUCCCGUCCGGCCCGACCAAACCCUUGACCGUCGUGCUGCCCUCCCGUUUGUUCCUCCUCCCUUUAUCGCCCUGGCCCGUGGCCCAAUCCCCAUAACUAUACCAUGGCCCAGCCGAUCAUACAGCAUGAUCAAUAUAACAAUUACCUGCAAUGGUAGUGACUGCUCGAGAAAGAUCAAGCGGGAAACGCGCAGCCCUUGCCGUUUUCAAGUCCUUGUCGACGGUGAGUUUGUCAGUGCUGAGCCGAUUGUAUCGUCAUCACAGGGCACUCUUUCAUUGAGGACCAACUCUUUUGAUACGAGUAGUAACCUUGAGUUGAGGCAGAGUUGUGGUGAUGAGAGUGAGAUUAUUGAUGUGGUACUCAACGGCGUAACUCUCAAAAGAAGUCUUGGUGCAACUUCUAGACCUAUUGAGUCAAUCAACAUUGAUCCCGAAACUGGUUUUACUACUGGAACCAGCCAAGGUGCUACUACCAACAGUGAGGGUGAUACUGUCAUCCCUACCGCGACUGAUGGUCCCGAGUUUACCACAAACUCUGAGGGACAGACUGUCUUCCCUACUGAUACUAACAGCGAGGGAGCUGCUACCAACUCCGAAGGCGAGACUCUUUUCCCGACUGGCACCCAAACAGAUGACUCAACAAACAGCGCUGGCGUCACUACCAAUUCACAAGGUGAAACCAUUGUUCCUACUGGCACCCAGACUGGUGACUCUACCAACAGUGCUGGUUUUACCACCAACUCUGAAGGCGAGACUGUCUUCCCUACUGGGACUGUUACUGGCACGUCUCCCUCUUCUUCUUCCACUUCUCCCGCUGGCUUUCCUAGUGAAGUCGGUAUUUUUACUCUCUUUGGAUGUGUUCGCUCGACUGCUAGCUUCCCUACCUUUGAACUCGCAGAUUCCGACGGAUCCAUGGAUCUCAACGCCUGUGCCACUCUCUGCAACGGGCGUGCUUACUUUGGCGUUUAUGAUACUUCUUGCUACUGUGGUGAUGAAAUUGAUGCUGCUGAUACCAGCCGAGUCGACCUUGACCGGUGCAAUAUUGAGUGUCCUGGAGACGAUACCCAGACUUGUGGUGGUGAUAAUCGCAGCGACAAGCUUCGUGUCCGUCGGAAUGUCCCCAACAAUCAACUUCUCACUGUAUACGUCGCUGCCGAGGCUGCUGUCACUGUCACAGACUCUAUCACCCAGACCGUAACUGACCAGGAGACUGUCAUUACCACAUUCACCACCACCGUGACUGGUGCUACAGCCAUUACCACCCAAUCCGUUACUGCUACUCUUGUAUGCUUUUCUGGCAAGUGUUAUUCUACCAGCUCCAACGAUGUCACUGUCUACAUCUUUGUUGAGGUCAACAGCAGUGAAUGUGAUGGCCAAUGGGUGUACAUCUCAGAGCCCUGCUCUUGUGCUGGUGGACAAAGAUAUGUCCCCCAAUUCUGCACAGGGGGCAGCUGUUCUGGCCUCAAGGUUUACAAGGCUGAAGAGUGCCAUGACUGGUAUAACUACAAUUCCUUCUUUGUCGCUUCGGAUUGCGCGACUUGUGCUGAAGGUAAGGUUGUGUACCUGCCUUGGGAGAAUUCUUGGGGUACACCUGAUAACUGCAAUGAUGAUGUUCCUCUUUGCAGCGGAUACGACUGUCCCAGCAAACCCAACGGUGGUGGAUCUCAGAAUGGUGGCUACCCUGGCGACAAGGGUAACUCGAAUUCUCCUCAUGGAGGAUCGCAUGGGGGUGCCAAUGGAGGUUCUCACGAAGGUUCCAACGAAGGCUCGCAAGGCGACUCAAAUCGUGGCUCCAGCCCGGGCUCUCACGGAACUCCUGAUGGUAACUCUAAUGGUGGUUCUGAGGGCGGCUCUAGCUCUGGUUCCAACAGCAAUCCCAGUGGUGGCUCAGGUUCCGGCUCUCAAGGAGACUCCCACGGUUCAAACGGUAGUGGUUCAAAGGGUUCUGAGACCGGAGGCAAGCCUAGCACUGUCCCCGUUGUUGUCAGUGGUGCCAGUAAGCAGACUACCAUUUCUUUUGGUCUCCUUGCUCUUCUUGCAGCCUUUCUCUAG